GUGAUACGGAUAGUCGGAUACCAUGGAUAGCACCAUAGAGAUUAGAUUAUAACCGCUUUAUUAUGACUCGAAUUACCAUAAUAUUUACGAAAACAUUUAAAAGCUUUUAACAGUGAAAUAUGACACCUUUUUUUGCAUGAACAACGAGACGCGAGGUAUAUUGUCAAUACUGACGUUGCAAUAUGAAUAAAACAAGCUCCCUGAUUGCAGCAAUUGACCAAGGUACAUCAAGUACCAGAGUAUUGAUAUUUUCUGCAGCAACAGGAAAAGUGGUUACAUUUCAUCAAAUUGAACUUAAAAGUCACUAUCCACAUGAAGGAUGGGUCGAGCAAGAUCCAUGUGAGAUUUUAUCUACAGUUAAAGAAUGUAUGGAAAAAGUUGUUGAGAAAUUAAAAAAUCUUAACCUUGACAUCAAAAAUAUAAAAGCUGUAGGAAUAACAAACCAAAGAGAAACAACCGUUACCUGGGACAAAAAGACUGGAGUCCCGUUACAUAAUGCUAUAGUUUGGCUGGAUGCAAGAACAAAGUCGACCGUUGAUAAUUUCAAGGCAAAGGUGCCAGAAAGUGAGCUAGAAGAUAUUCGGAAAUUAUGUGGUCUUCCACUAAGCACAUAUUUUAGUGCUGUGAAGAUUAGAUGGUUACUUGAUAAUAUUGAAGCUGUAAAAAAUGCUGUAAAAGAGGAUCGCUUGAUGGUUGGAACUGUGGAUACCUGGCUUAUUUAUAAUUUGACUGGGGGUACGAAUGCUGGAAUUUAUGUCACUGACGUCACGAAUGCUAGUAGAACAAUGUUAAUGAAUAUUAAAACGACAAAUUGGGAUGAAACGUUGUGCAAAUUUUUUGAUAUUCCUAUGAAAAUACUUCCAACUAUAAAAAGUUCUUCUGAGAUUUAUGCUCAUAUUACUGACGGUGCUUUUAAAGGCAUACCUCUGUCAGGGUGUCUUGGUGAUCAACAGGCUGCGCUAGUUGGACAGUCCUGCUUUGAAAAAGGACAAGCGAAAAAUACGUAUGGUACAGGAUGUUUUCUCCUUUACAAUACAGGUGUAGAGUCGAUUACGUCCCAUCACGGAUUGCUUACAACUGUUGGCUAUAAAUUUGGUCCAAAUAGUCCGACUGUUUAUGCUUUAGAGGGCUCUGUUGCUGUUGCUGGUGAUGCGGUCAAGUGGUUGAGAGAUGGAUUGGGGCUGAUUGAAAAAUCGUCGGAUAUAGAGGCUUUAGCAACAUCCGUACCUAAUAGUGGCGGUGCAUAUUUUGUACCAGCUUUCUCUGGUCUUUAUGCUCCUUAUUGGCAAACGGAUGCGAGGGGGAUAAUAAUUGGUCUGACCCAGUUCACAAACAAAGCUCAUAUUGCACGUGCAACACUGGAAGCAGUCUCGUUUCAAACCCGCGAGCUUUUGGAUGCUAUGAAUCAGGAUUCUGGCAUUCCUCUGACCUCGCUUAAAGUGGACGGUGGUAUGACAGCCAACUCAUUACUUAUGCAGAUUCAAGCAGACUUAUUGGGAAUACCAGUAGUGCGUCCAUCAAUGACAGAAACAACAGCGUUGGGUGCUGCUGUUGCAGCUGGUUCUGCAGAAGGAAUUGCAUUAUGGGAUAUCAAGACAAAGAAAGAAAGUAGUGAUGUAACAAUAUUUCAACCAAAAGUGGAUGAAAGUGAACGAGAGGCGCAUUACUCAAAAUGGAAACUUGCUGUCCAGAGAUGUAUGAAGUGGGAGCAAAACUCCGACCAGUCCUAAACACACAAGUCAGUCAAUCAAUAUGUAUUUUGGAUGUCGAACAAUGUGUUUCAUAUAUUCAUUUCUUAGUACUUUAAGAAUAGACAUGUGUCAGAAAAAGUAGAAAAAACUUCUGCUAAUUGAAACUUUGGCUUAUUCUCAUUUGGUUAUUUCGUGUUGCGCGAGUCAGCGAUGAACUAGUGACGUCACAUGUGUAGAAAACAUUGUUUUUCACCGCACUUUUAUAAAGUCUGUACACAAACGAAAUAGAGAUGCCAAUCGUUUGCUUUUCUUAUUGUAUCGCGAAAUUCUCUUGGAUAACAUAAUUAUUUUUCUAAAGUUUUUCUGAAUAUGAAAUUCUUUUCUCUUCUGUCCAAUAAUUACUUUAAUCAAAGAUGUUCAAAAGUUGAUUAAUGACCUUUUUGAGUAUAAUAGCCUAUCACAGAAGAUCGCAUGCAAUAUGUAAUCGAUUUGUCGCCAUAAAAUUCACGCUAUAUUGUUUUAGUAAUCGCAUCAUCAAAUGCAUGC
This is a messenger RNA of Dendronephthya gigantea, 2237 nucleotides long. RefSeq names its product glycerol kinase-like. The transcript has 18 exons. Gene Ontology annotation, molecular function: glycerol kinase activity. The coding region runs from base 183 to 1730 and encodes 515 amino acids. Gene Ontology annotation, cellular component: mitochondrion. The record is from RefSeq and is a predicted model, not a curated record. Lineage: Eukaryota; Metazoa; Cnidaria; Anthozoa; Malacalcyonacea; Nephtheidae. Gene Ontology annotation, biological process: glycerol-3-phosphate biosynthetic process; glycerol metabolic process; triglyceride metabolic process.